AGCUUUUCCUUUGACAACUAAACAAACGAGCUUUCGAAGAAGCAUCUCACACGAGUCAGACAGCUGUUCGCGCGUCUUGUGUUCACACCGUGAAAGAAACCGAAAGAGAAAGUAUGUAAGUGCGUGUCGUAAGAGAGCAUGCCAGCUUCGUACCGGAACGCGGCGAAAUAUCUUAGUCGGCGAGUGACUGCAAUACGACGAACAACACCUUGCCCGAUAAAUUCUCAUCCUGAUCUCGUUUCGUACACGGAGGAGGAAAUUUUUCUUUGCGGUGUAACGAUGCGGAGGAUCGUUGGUGAACGAAGAAUGUUGAGAUUCUGCAUUUUGAUGGUCGUUUGUCGCUUUGACUCCACCAUCGGAAUACCUGCGGAGCAACCAACCAGAUUCACAUUGAACACUGGAGAUCCCAGCACGAAAAAUGUCGCUGCCACGUUCAAUUACGCGCCAGGCCAGGAGUUGUUAGGCCGUGUCACGGACGCGGUAAGAAUCGGCACAGGGAGAUUCGUGAAUUCCGUCACGUUGGCCAGAAACAUCAUAGCCAAUCAGGCGCAGGCUCUGGCCAGUGAGACGGAGAACAACGUGGCCGCGGUAGAGGUGCAAAAGUCGGUGGCCUUGAACUAUGAACCGAUAUCUUUCGAAACGACCCAGUAUCCGCCAGUGACGAACAUUCGGCCAAACUCGCGCGAAACUGUCAGAUUGGAGAACGAAACGGCGCAGAGUUUCUUGGAGAAACCAAUUUCCAAGCCUGUCGCGAGUAUUUUGGAAUCUAUCCUGAGCCCGACGCCGUUGGUCGAUGGCGUGAAGGAAGAAGAGAAGUACGGAAACUCCGGUGACAAGUUCAUCGGGAUCGGUCGGACUCUGGUGAAUGGAUUCGAGACAUUUAGCAACUUUCUGAACGCUGUCGUUGACUUUCCACGCAAGACUGUGAAAAAGACAAGCCAAGGAAUCACGGACGUGCUGAAUAAGGUGGGAGCUCGUCUCGUCGGGUUGGAAUAAUGUAAAUACCAUAAUUCACGUAAGACUGUUUUACUCGAUGUUUCAAUUGUUGUGCGUUGUUCGAAUAAACUGUUCGUCUUUCUCA
Molecule: messenger RNA, 1081 nt
Organism: Frieseomelitta varia
Lineage: Eukaryota; Metazoa; Arthropoda; Insecta; Hymenoptera; Apidae
Exons: 5
Coding region: 139-996 (285 amino acids)
Source: RefSeq, a predicted model, not a curated record